AGGGUGCUCUCUCUCUCUCCAAAAUUCCAAGGCGCUGCAGCAGCAGACAGCAGGUUUGAGAGAGAGAGAAGAAAAAAAAAACGGACACCGAAACUGUCCGAGACGCGACACCAACCGGCUUUUCUCUCUCCCCUUCCACCGCCACCGCCAACCCCUUCUAGAAUCUUCUGGAAUCCAGUCGGUGGCGGAGGGCGGAGGCUUCUGGAAGGCAGCGCGGGGAUCUCGGCGGCGCCGGAGGCGUCCAUGGCGAGGCCGUGAAGCCCUCGCUCGCCCGGAGGCCACGCGACGCGCGGGUUAGGAGGAGGAGGAGGGAUCCGGGUGGGUGGGGUGGGGGGGACGAGAUCCCGCGAGAUGCAGAUCCGAGAGGGGGGCCCGCGGCGCGGGGCGGCGUCGGCGGCGAGGUCGCCGAUGUCCGCCAUGAUGCUCGCCAUGUUCGCCACCAUGGCCUCCUUCUACGUCGCCGGCCGUCUGUGGCAGGAUGCGCAGAGUAGGGUUUACCUGAUUAAAGAGCUCGACAGGCGAACCGGCCAGGGCCAUUCGACGAUAUCGGUGGAUGAUACCUUGAAGGUUGUCGCAUGCAGGCAGCAAGGAAAGAGGCUGGCCUCACUUGAGAUGGAGCUGGCUGCAGCAAAGCAUGAAGGUUUCGUGGGGAAAUAUACCUAUGAGACAAAUGGAACUAACUCUAGAAAGAGGCCACUGAUUGUUAUUGGAAUAAUGACAAGCUUUGGGAGGAAAAACUACCGUGAUGCUGUCAGGAAGUCAUGGCUUCCGACAGGUUCAAUGCUGAAGAAACUAGAAGAAGAAAAAGGCAUUGUAGUGCGCUUCAUAGUUGGAAGAAGUGUGAACCGAGGAGAUGCUUCAGACAGGGAGAUUGAUGAAGAAAAUAGAAGUACAAAAGAUUUCAUGAUCUUGGAUGAUCAUACAGAGUCUGAAGAGGAGAGUCCUAAAAAGACAAAAAGUUUCUUUGCUAAUGCUGCAGAGUCAUUUGAUGCUGAAUUCUAUGCUAAGGUCAAUGAUGAUAUAUACAUAAAUGUUGACACUUUGAGUGCAAUGCUCAAAGAACACUGGGACAAGCCUCGUGUCUACAUUGGCUGUAUGAAAUCCGGCGAGGUCUUCUCUGAAUCAACUCAUAAGUGGUAUGAACCAGAAUGGUGGAAAUUUGGUGAUGGGAAAACGUACUUCCGCCAUGCUUCUGGUGAAAUGUUUGUCAUCUCAAAGGCUGUAGCUCAAUUCAUCUCUAUAAACAGGUCUGUUCUCCGGACAUAUGCACAUGAUGAUGUUAGUGUAGGAUCAUGGUUAAUUGGUCUUGCUGUGAAGCAUGUAAAUGAAGCAAAACUAUGUUGUUCAUCCUGGCCCUCAGGAGCUUUGUGUUCAGCUCUGUGACAAGCAACACUUUCGAGGGGAAGAAUUUUGUGAAAAUUAUGUUAGGAUCGAGAUUAUACGGAAUGAAGCAUACCAUCUGCAGACAAUGAGAUCAAAACUGGCGUUUUGAAGAUUUUGUUUUCUUCUGCCGUUUUCUGUGGCUCCCGUUGAUCAAGCAGCACUAGUUCAAACUGAGCCAUAUAUAUCUUCUUUUUGCGAAGGAAAAUCUUGUACUUUUUUUCCUGCAAGACCACACUGCUAAAAUCAGGGAUCCUAACUAAAUUCCAUCUGCAGAUUGUAUCUUGAUUUUGCCUGUCGCUUGUAGAUGUCCACCCUUACCAUUCUUUUACUGAUAGACACCAUUGUUGGAGUGACAAAAUCUAAUAGCAAAUCAGGAAAUUAUUUUACUCCAUCAGAUUACAUCUCAAGUCUUAUCUGUCA
Messenger RNA from Oryza sativa Japonica Group (Japanese rice), 1803 nucleotides. Its product is annotated as hydroxyproline O-galactosyltransferase HPGT1. Gene Ontology annotation, molecular function: galactosyltransferase activity. NCBI's taxonomy places the organism in Eukaryota, Viridiplantae, Streptophyta, Magnoliopsida, Poales, Poaceae. Gene Ontology annotation, cellular component: Golgi membrane. The record is from RefSeq and is a predicted model, not a curated record.